AUGUACGGCAUCCAAGAACAUCUGGGAAGGGACGGCAACGGAGGUAAAGAGCAAGCUUUUGGGGAAGAUAUGGAUCCCGUCCGGUCAUGGGUACGGAAUGUUGGAGUUGUGGAUGCCAACGUAGCCGCGCAAAGUGGAGUGGCUCUGGCACGAGCUCACUUUGAGAAGCAGCCCCCAUCCAACCUGCGCAAGUCCAACUUCUUCCACUUUGUGCUUGCACUUUAUGACCGUCACGGCCAGCCAGUUGAGGUGGAGAGGACCGCCUUCGUGGACUUUGUGGAGCAUGACAAGGAGCAGACGGGAGAAAAAACGAAUAACGGUACUCACUAUAAACUCCAGCUGCUCUACAGUAACGGUGUACGGACAGAACAGGACCUGUAUGCUCGUCUCAUCGACUCUGUCACCAAACAGCCCAUAUCAUAUGAAGGACAGAAUAAGAACCCUGAGAUGUGUCGUGUUUUACUGACUCAUGAGGUUAUGUGCAGCCGCUGUUGUGAGAAGAAGAGUUGUGGGAACCGCAAUGAGACACCAUCUGAUCCAGUCAUCAUUGACAGGUUUUUCUUGAAGUUUUUUCUCAAAUGCAACCAGAAUUGUCUGAAGACUGCUGGGAACCCAAGAGAUAUGAGAAGGUUCCAGGUGGUUCUGUCCAGUACCGUGUCUGUGGAUGGGCCUGUUCUGGCUGUGUCUGACAACAUGUUUGUUCACAAUAACUCUAAACACGGGCGCCGUGCCCGUAGGCUGGAGCCUGGGGAGACUGUGGAAACCAGUAUGGAAUACGCCACACCCUGUAUCAAAGCCAUCAGCCCCAGUGAGGGUUGGACCACAGGGGGCGCUAUGGUCAUCGUCAUCGGGGAGAACUUCUUUGAUGGCUUGCAGGUUGUGUUUGGCAGCAUGCUGGUGUGGAGUGAGCUGAUCACCCCUCACGCCAUCCGUGUUCAGACGCCUCCUCGACACAUCCCUGGGGUUGUAGAGGUCACACUGUCCUACAAAUCAAAGCAAUUCUGCAAAGGAGCGCCAGGUCGAUUCAUCUAUACUGCACUGAAUGAGCCCACUAUAGAUUACGGCUUCCAGAGGCUUCAAAAGGUCAUCCCCAGACACCCUGGUGACCCAGAAAAAUUGGCAAAGGAGAUGCUGUUGAAAAGAGCAGCAGAUCUGGUUGAAGCAUUAUAUGCCAACACUCACAGUAAUCAGGACAUGCUGCUGAAGCGGGCGGCUGACAUUGCUGAGGCCCUGUACAGUGUGCCUCGCCCACACAGUCAGCUUCAGGCUCUGCCAAGCUCCCCCGUCCACGGCAGUGUAAUGGGCUUGAGCUCUUACCCCUCCCAGCUGGGCGUCAGCAUCGGCGAGCCAGGACAGACCAGCGGCCAAGGGUACAUUCGUAACUCCAGCAGCCUGUCUCCACGGGGCUACCCCUCUGCCUCCACCCCCCAGCAGUCAGGCUAUGGGGGCGGUGGGGGUAUGAGUGGGAGCUAUGGAGCUGUGCCAAUGAGCAGUCUGGGAGUACCAGGGUCCCCUGGUUUUAGCAGUGCUUCCCCUAACAGCUCUCCCUAUGCCAUCAUGCCCUCCAGUCCUACCAUCCCAGGCUCCAGCUCCUCCACCCCUCUGCUGCCCUUCUCCUCCUUCCCCUCCUCGGCCAAGCAGAAGAGCGCCUUCGCCCCUGUCCUGAGGCCCCAGGGCUCCCCCUCCCCUGCCUGCCCCUCUUCAGGAGGCAACAGUUUCAGAGCGAUGACUGGACUCGUGGUUCCCCCAAUGUAG
Messenger RNA from Chanos chanos (milkfish), 1755 nucleotides. It is a transcript of the gene ebf2, whose product is annotated as EBF transcription factor 2. The transcript has 16 exons. The coding region runs from base 1 to 1755 and encodes 584 amino acids. Gene Ontology annotation, biological process: regulation of DNA-templated transcription. Lineage: Eukaryota; Metazoa; Chordata; Actinopteri; Gonorynchiformes; Chanidae. The record is from RefSeq and is a predicted model, not a curated record. Gene Ontology annotation, molecular function: DNA binding; DNA-binding transcription factor activity.